This is a messenger RNA of Linum trigynum, 646 nucleotides long. The record is from the annotation of a GenBank genome assembly. Lineage: Eukaryota; Viridiplantae; Streptophyta; Magnoliopsida; Malpighiales; Linaceae.
ACUCAGCAACUGUAACGACUACCGGUGAUAGAAAACCCUCCUUCUCUUCAUUAAGCAAAAUGAAAUCCUCCUAGUAAUCCUUCAGCUCACAUUACCAAGAAAUUAUCUACUAGGUCGCACAUAGUCUCAAAUAAGUUCGUUUUUUGGAGCUAAAGAGUUAUGAACCUGAAAUACAGGGUGAAGGAUCUUUUCCAUCCUGUUUCCGAAGAGAUGCAGGCAGCUGCGAAACAAGGCACUUCUUCUACUCCUCCAAGGAACAGCGGCAAUUGCAAUGUUAGUUCGUCUCCUUCAGCUUCCGGCCCGACGAAGAAGCAGAGGAUCAGCAUCAGGGGCGGGUUGAUAAGCCGCAAGGAAGCUCCAAUUCAAGCCGCUCUAAGCAUCGACGAGUUGAAGCUCAAACAGGCCGAGGAGUCGCUGAGGACCGUCAUGUACCUCAGCUGCUGGGGCCCCAACUCAUGAUUUUUAAACUGAUCGAAAUUGCCUUAGGCCCCUUUGUGUCUCUAUGUUUUUUACUUCACGAGUGGUUAGCAAUUCAGAUAGCGAGAGUUUGCUCUGUAGGUGGAGCUAUAUGAUCUCAUCAUAUCUCUCAACAUGUCAUCGUGUAACAGCAUAAUUUUGUACAGAUGCAUAAAGCUAACGUUUUUAA